GGGGUGGAGCCACGAAGGCGCGGCGGAAGAGGCGGGGGAGGGCGGUCCCGGCGUGCGGCGCCCGCCAGCACAAUGGCCAAAGCCCGCGGCCGAGCUCCAGCCCCACCCAGUGCGCUGUGCGCCGCGGGCCGCCCCACUUGCUGUGUGGGCGCCGGGCCAUGUACUCGGGGAACCGCUGCAGCGGCCAGGGUUACUGGGAGGGCGGCGGGCCCGAAGACCCGGCGCCAGCGGGGACGCUGAGCCCCGCGCCGCUCUUCAGCCCGGGCGCCUACGAACGCCUGGCGCUGCUGCUUGGCUCUCUCGGGCUGCUGGGCGUCGGCAACAACCUGCUGGUGCUCGUCCUCUACUAUAAGUUCCAGCGGCUGCGCUCUCCCACCCACCUCUUCCUGGCCAACAUCAGCCUCAGCGACCUGCUGGGGUCCCUCUUCGGGGUCACCUUUACCUUCGUGUCCUGCCUGAAGAACGGCUGGGUGUGGGACGCCGUGGGCUGCGUGUGGGACGGGUUUAGCAGAAGCCUCUUCGGGAUUGUUUCUAUUACCACCCUCACGGUGCUGGCCUAUGAACGUUAUAUUCGUGUGGUCCAUGCCAGAGUGAUCAAUUUUUCCUGGGCCUGGAGGGCCAUUACCUACAUCUGGCUGUACUCGCUUGCAUGGGCAGGAGCACCUCUCCUGGGCUGGAACAGGUAUAUCCUGGACAUCCAUGGACUAAGCUGCACUGUGGACUGGAAAUCCAAAGAUGCCAACGAUUCCUCCUUUGUGCUCUUCUUAUUUCUUGGCUGCCUGGUGGUGCCUGUGGGUGUCAUAGUCCACUGCUAUGGCCAUAUUCUGUACUCCAUUCGAAUGCUUCGUGGUGUUGAAGAUCUUCAGACAAUUCAAGUGAUGAAGAUUUUAAGAUCUGAGAAUAAAGUGGCCAUAAUGUGCUUCUUGAUGGUCUUCAUCUUCCUGGUCUGCUGGAUGCCUUACAUUGUGAUCUGUUUCUUGCUCGUUAAUGGUUACAGACACCGAGUCACACCCACAGUAUCAAUUGUUUCUUACCUGUUUACUAAAUCCAGCACUGUAUACAACCCUGUUAUUUAUGUCCUUAUGAUUAGAAAGUUUCGAAGAUCCCUCUUACAACUUCAUUGUUUACGACUGCUGAGAUGCCAGCAACCUGCUAAAGACCUUCCAGCAGUUGAGAGAGAAAUGCACAUCAGACCCAUUGUGAUGUCACAAAAAGAUGGGGACAGGCCAAAGAAGAAAGUGACUUUUAAUUCUUCUUCCAUCAUUUUUAUCAUCACCAGUGAUGAAUCACUAUCUGUUGAUGACAGUGACAGAACCAGUGGGUCCAAGGUUGAUACAAUCCAAGUUCGUCCUUUAUAGGAAUGAAAGACUGAGCCUUAGAUUGGAUGUCACAUUUGGACUUCAAUUAUAAGGAUCGUUCUGGAAUCCACCUUCUAUGUAAUAGCAACACAACUUUGUGGGCCAGCAAGAAAUCGAAAUUGCCCGCAUGCUCUCUGACCUCAAGAAGAAACUGAACAAGGCACAUUCUCUAAUUUGAUGGGUGCUUUAUGUAACAAAAGCCACUUAAGGCACAAGAGGGUAUCUGGCACCAUCAUCUUCUAAUAUGUUAGAAUUUUUAUUUCAGAUAUAUUUUUGAAUGACUGUAUUUGCCAAAGCAUAUAAUAUGUUUUUGUUGAAAAUGUUUCAUUGUAAAAAUAACUUUGUUCCAGACACAUGUGUGAAAUAGCUAGACCAUAUUUAAUUUUAUGCAGUGUGGGUUCUAUUUAGAGUGAUGACAUAUGUUUGACCAAACGGAAUUUAUCAAGGAGAUAAUUUCUAAGAUAAAAAUAAAUUCCCUACCUUUAUCUGUAACCAUAUAUCUAAAUGAAGAGGAGCUUCAGACUAAUGAGCUGCUGGGCAAGUUCCAGAAUGUACUACUAAGAACAUCAUAGCAAAGAGAAAGAAUACAAUGACUUCAUGGCAGUUAUGGCAUAUGGUUAAUUAUGCAGCCAUAUGAGAAAGUACAUGAUGAAGAUGCUGUUGAUGGCAGAUGAGUAUUCCCAUCUAUUUCAUUUUGAACAUGAGCAGGGCAGGAUUAUUCUUUCCUUGUAGUAAUUUCCCAGAAUUUUGCCAGGAGUUCUGGAUUUAGAAAAGGAGUUCUAAGUUCUAAGUAAACAUGCUUACUUUGAAGAGAUAUGGAAGUAAGAAUUUGAAUGUAUUCAUAAAAAGUAUUAUUUAGUUUUCAUUGCUUAUCAAUCAGCCUAUCAGUCAGUGAUAAUGAAGAGGGCAUUUUUCCCUCCCUCUGUCUCUUUUAGAACUAGUAACAAACCAGAAUAUGCUACCCUCAAAUAAGCUUCAUUUUGCAUAAUGAUUAUUUUGAGCUGGAGCAAUUGAGAAGAAGCCAUAUGAGGAAAGCUUUCUGCCUCUUUAUUUGCCUAAAAGCAGGACCCAGACUUACAAAUGUGACAGAUUCUGGGAAGAUGGCAGAACAGUAAGCAGCAAAGUAAAUAGCCUCUCUGAGAGAAACAGCCCAGAUGCUGGAAUAUAGCAUUCUGGAGAAGACAAGAUGGAAAGAAAUGGAUUCCUUCAACCCAGGAAGAAACUAAUGUGAAAAUUGAAGCCCACAGACAGAAGAGAGAGAGAGAGAGAGAGAGAGAGAGAGAGAGAGAGAGAGAGAAGAAAAGAAAAGAAAAACUUAAACAGAAAGCAAUAGCCAGAUCCAGCUUUCACUGGAAUUGGUCCCACUAUGUGAAAAACACCACUAGAAUCCAGAGAUGCAUGGUCACAGUGAAGCUGGGGGUUGGCAAGCCUGAAGGCCUCAGUGGAAAGAUGCAGUGGUGGAGGGGAUCAGUGGACCAGAGAGUUGUACUGGCUGGCAGAAGUGCCAGGAACCCCACUACCCACUUGUCUGGAAGAAACCAGGAACAUGACAAGAGGAAGAAACAAAAGGCAGUCUCCGGCCUCCAACCCAAACAGUACUGGCCCAAGAGAGGUAAACACAGAAGAGAUCAGGAGUUGCACACCUGCAAUUUUUGAAGCAACAGCAUCUGACAUAAAGAAACAACUUCAUGAAACUAUAAAAGAACUUAAAACACAAAUAUCAAUACAAGUAAAGGAAGAUAUAAGAAAAAUAAAAAAGGAAAUGCUCUCUCAAGAAGACACAGAGGGAAGAAUAGAGGAGCAUAGAAAAAGGAGGGAAACCUUUGAUGAAGAAUAUAAAAAAAAUUAGAAUACAUGAAACAGAUUCAAAGAAAUUACCAGGAAAUUAAAAACUCCAUUGAAAGCUGGCAAAACUGCUUGACAGAAACUAAAGAUAUACUAUCAAACCUUGAAGACAGGUUUGCAGCUUGCGAUCACGAAAGGAAAGAUCUGUUAAAAAUAACAAGGAACCAGAAAGUAACGAUACAAGGGCUAGAAGACAACAAGAGGAUCUAAGACUUAAGAAUACAAAAUGUGAGUGAGGAAGCAGGGGUAAACACAAAUGAAAUACAAAGGUUAUUUACAGAAAUAAUUAAAGAAAACUUCCCAAGUAUAGGAAAAGAAAAUGAUAUUCAGAUAUAUGAGGCAUACAGAACUCCAGCCAUCUACAACCAAAAUAGAUCUACAGACAUAUAAUAACUAAGGUCCCAGAAAUUCAACACAAGAACAGAAUAUUAAAAGCUGUCAGAAAAAAUAAACAGAUCACCUACAAAGGAAAUCAAGAAAAGCUUGAAGUAUUCCAAGCCCUGAAAGAAAAUAACCUCCAACUCAGAUUAAUGUACCCUUCAGAACUGUCUCUCAAAAUCAAUGGAAUAGCAAGAUGCUUCCAUGACAAAGAGAAACUGGGGGAGUUUGUGACCACCAAUCUAACCCUAUAAAAAAUACUGAAGGACAUUCUAGAGAGAGAGAAAAAAGACCAUGGUUUCAGGAACAGUGGCAGAGGGAGUUCACUGAACAGGGCAGACAAUGGAAUGAAGGAGAGAGGUAGACAGCCAACGGCAGAAAAAUAGCAUGGCAGAAAUGAGGCAGAGAAGGUUGGCCAUAAUCACUAAUAUAGAUGGCUCAAUACACUAAUAAAAAGAAACACAGGCACAGUGGAUCAGAGAUAGGGUCCAUCAAGAUGCUCUAUAUAAAAAAUAUAAUUAACCUGAAAGAGAGUUUAUGGACUGAAAGUCAAACAUAAGAAAAUAAUGCUCUGUGUGACAGGAAACCGAAAAAAGUGGGGAUAACUUGCCCAUCAACUGCAGAUUGGUUGGAAAGACAAAACUUUUAUGCAAUGGAGAACCACUCAGCUAUAAGAAAAGAAUACCUUAAGGCUUUUGUAGGUAAAUGGAUACAACUUGAGAUCAUGUUCUGGGGUAAAAUGUUCAGAACACUUAGGUAAAUAGUGGGUUGUCUCCCUAAUCUAAAAAAUAAAGGAGUUAGUGGAAUACAAAAUGUACAAUGCACCCUGUGAAAGUGAAAAGGGAGGAAUUGUCUAAAAAGAGAAGGCAGUGGCCAUUGUUAAUCCUGUAUCAGGAUUUGAAACCCAUAUUGUUUUCAUCACUCUGUUUAGUUUGGAUAUAUUGUGUUCCAGUUGGUCUACUUGUACUAGAUUUGAUGGCAUGGACAGCUAUUUCAAAGAUUGCAGGAUGUACUAUGAUAACCAUUUUUUAUUUCCUAUUAACUUAAUUUGAAGGCCUGUAUUGGUUUUCACUGUCUUGUUUUGACUGAUUUUAUUUGAAUCUGUUUUGUUUGAUUACUGUCUUGUUUUGACUGAUUUUAUUCAAAUAUGUUUUGUUUGAUAGUAUCAAGUCUGAGAGUAUAGGCAACUACUUUGAAGACAGUAAGAUUCACUAUAAUACCCAUUCUGGUUUAACUAUUAUCUUCUUUUGAAGUCCUAUAAUAUCUCCAAUGUUUUGUUUUUCUCAAUUUUGUUCUGUACUGUUAUGUUCAAUUUUAUGAUGCCUGAUGAUAUGGGCAAUUCUAUUGAAGAUAACAAGAGACAUUAUGGUAACCAUUAUUGAUCACCUUGUAUUUUGGUUUUAAGUCAUAUACUCUGUCCAUCCUUUUGUUUUGAUUGACCCUAUUUUGUUUUCUCUCAUUUGGUUUUAUUCUCUUCAAAAUAAAAAAAAAUUUUUUUAAAAACCCCAAAGUUACAAAUAUGUUCCCUUCUCUCUGCUAGAAAAAACAAGGUUGAUCACCAAAUAUAACUAAAACACUCUCAGUCUGGAGACAGCACCAGAAGACUCUGCAUAGCAAACUCCCAUUUAUUUGCCUUCCUACAAGUUGCUGCCCUCAGAGUCUCCAAGUACAUUUUCUUUGUCUUGGUACUUCUCUAAAAUUUACAGUUCUUUGUGGAAGAUGCUAAGCCAGUUCUUUGAGAUUUACUCAUUCUCUGGGUAUCUUCCAUGUGAAAUGUACAUCUAAUAAACUUCUCUUUGUGUUUGUU
Cavia porcellus (domestic guinea pig) is the source of this 5388-nucleotide messenger RNA. RefSeq names its product opsin 3 (gene Opn3). Lineage: Eukaryota; Metazoa; Chordata; Mammalia; Rodentia; Caviidae. Gene Ontology annotation, biological process: G protein-coupled receptor signaling pathway; phototransduction; cellular response to light stimulus. The coding region runs from base 159 to 1358 and encodes 399 amino acids. Gene Ontology annotation, cellular component: plasma membrane; photoreceptor outer segment. The transcript is spliced from 4 exons. The record is from RefSeq and is a predicted model, not a curated record. Gene Ontology annotation, molecular function: G protein-coupled photoreceptor activity.